Leptosomus discolor (cuckoo roller) is the source of this 1731-nucleotide messenger RNA. RefSeq names its product macroH2A.2 histone (gene MACROH2A2). Gene Ontology annotation, biological process: nucleosome assembly. Lineage: Eukaryota; Metazoa; Chordata; Aves; Leptosomiformes; Leptosomidae. The record is from RefSeq and is a predicted model, not a curated record. Gene Ontology annotation, cellular component: nucleosome. Gene Ontology annotation, molecular function: DNA binding; structural constituent of chromatin; protein heterodimerization activity.
CAGCUUUUGGAUUGGAGCAAGGGGUUAAGAAUCACCAGCAAAUUGAAAAGCACAAAGCUACAAGAUGUCAGGCCGAAGCGGGAAGAAGAAAAUGUCCAAACUCUCACGCUCAAGCAGGGCAGGCGUUAUUUUCCCUGUGGGGAGAAUGAUGCGCUACUUAAAGAAAGGAACAUACAAGUACCGUAUAGGUGUUGGAGCACCAGUUUACAUGGCAGCGGUCAUAGAGUACCUAGCAGCUGAAAUUCUAGAAUUAGCAGGAAACGCAGCACGAGACAACAAGAAAGGAAGAAUUGCCCCCAGACACAUCCUGCUGGCUGUUGCAAAUGAUGAGGAACUGAAUCAGUUGCUAAAAGGCGUGACUAUUGCAAGUGGAGGUGUCCUGCCUAGAAUUCAGCCAGAGCUUCUGGCCAAGAAACGGGGUGCCAAAGGCAAAUCUGAGACCAUCCUUUCCCCUACUCCUGAGAAGAAGGGAAGGAAAUCCAUGGUGAACAAAAAGAGUGGGAAGAAGGCAAAGUCCACCAAGGCCCGGACACCGAAAAAGAACAAACAAAAGGACAAUGAAAAAGAAGGAGCUUCAAAUUCAACAUCUGAAGAUGGACCUGGGGAUGGUUUCACUAUCUUGUCCUCAAAGAGCCUCGUGCCAGGACAAAAGCUUUCUUUGACACAGAGUGACAUCAGCCAUAUUGGCUCCAUGAAAGUAGAAGGCAUCGUUCACCCUACAACUGCUGAAAUAGACCUCAAGGAGGAAAUAGGCAAGGCAUUGGAAAAGGCUGGAGGGAAAGCGUUUUUAGAAACGGUGCAAGAGCUUCGCAAAUCUCAAGGACCUUUGGAAGUUGCUGAAGCUGCACUUACUCAGUCUAGCGGCCUAGCAGCAAAGUUUGUCAUCCACUGUCACAUCCCACAGUGGGGCUCAGACAAGUGUGAAGAGCAGCUUGAAGAGACCAUAAAGAACUGCUUAACAGCGGCAGAAGACAAGAAGUUGAAGUCUGUGGCUUUCCCCCCGUUUCCCAGUGGCAGAAACUGCUUCCCAAAACAGACAGCAGCCCAGGUGACUCUACGAGCUAUUUCCACCCAUUUUGACGGCACCAGCUCUUCCUCCUUGAAGAACAUUUACUUUCUGCUCUUCGACAGUGAAAGUAUUGGCAUCUAUGUGCAAGAAAUGGCCAAGCUAGACACUAAGUAGCAAUGGCAGCCAAAUGAAACUUUAUUUUUCAACAAACUUGAGUAGCAUUAAAAGCAUUAGAGGUGGGUUUUAUUUUUUCAAUGUGAUGAGGAGGGGGAGUGGUAGUAGUGUGAUGUGUUGUGUCUUGAUGAAGAGCUGUGACUAGAGAUGAAAGGGGUUUAGUCUGAUUUCUUCAUGCUAUUGGCAUCCUCUAGCCUUUUAUAUCACCUUACGCAAUUGAGUUGCCGUCUCUUUUCAGGAGUUUGUUUAGUGUCCCUUGUUACUUUAGUUUAGAAGUUUUUAAAGAGUAACCUCAUUUUAGAUUUUGUAGUGAUGGAUUUUACACACACACACACACUUUAAAGAAAGCUCUUAAAAAUGUUCUGCUGUCUUUACCAUCUGCCCUCAAGGGAGGGGAAAACUUCUGCCUCCAGCCCACAGAGAGGGGAAAAGGGUUUUAGAAGUGAUGCAUGAGGAGCUUCUGUUUUGCUUUUAACUCACAACAAUGUCUGUAAUUACUGAGAAUAUUUCAUGGUGAUUUUGUUUGUUUUAUAAGAAAAAAAGAAAAA